CGUCCCAACGUUUGAAAGCCACAUUCUUACUUACUCCUUGAGCAUCUUCUCAGUUUUUGCCCUCUCUUCCUCUAUUGGACUGUAAGUCUCCCACAGGGAUAAGCAAAAAAUGGCAGCUGCAGUCUGCUUCAACUGCGCCACGCUGGCCAGCACCAGUCUCUGGCCGCGCAAGCAAUGUCUAGACAGCCGUGUCGCCUUGGAGACGAUCAUCGAACAGCUUAACGUGACGAGGGUGAGCCCAGGACGAGGACGGCCUUCGAGAAGGUCUGGGGUUGGACCUGUAAGAUGCAGCGGGAUCGGAAUAGGGGACUUCAUUGGAGGUGAUCUGCUGAAGCCCGACCUUGGCCGCUGGCUCUCGGACGUCGAGGAGCACAAGGCGCUCGCCAUCUACACACCGCACGAGGGAGGCUAUGAGGGCCGCUACCUUGCUCGCCUCAAGUACCAGGGCUACUACUUCCUCGACCUCACGGCUCGAGGCCUCGGCGAUCCCGAGACCACUCUCACCAAGAUUCACCCCGUUUGCCCCCCGCACGUCGGGAAGCAGCCCAUAGCAAGGUGGUACUUCCCACCGGAAGUAGAUUACAGGCUUGCGGCGCUACCCCCUGAUGCCAAAGGCCUAGUCGUCUGGAUAAUCGAGGCCAAGGUUCUGUCCAAGUCCGAGCUCCAGUUUCUCGCCUUACUACCUACGCUCCGGCCAAAAGUGAGGGUCAUCGCUGAGUGCGGAAACUGGCGAAAGGUCAUGUGGAAGCCGCUUAAAGAAAUCGCGGGCUUGACGGCAGACACCGAAUCAUGAUCAACCCCAGGCAGGGGAUACUAGCAGGGUAUAUCUGCAGAAUUCAGGAAUGCACCGCAGAUUUUUUACAAUACACCAGGCAAUGACUGCUCCGACUUCGCUGUAGUCGGAGGACCUCUUCGUCAUGCCAGGGAGAAGCACCAGAAAAUCGAUAAGAGUCCCUGGCAAGCUGUUGGCUGUGCAGAAAUUACUUAUGUGGCACAACUCUUUUUGCUAUUCAUUGCUCUUCGAUUAUCUACUCAGGCAUCCAACGAGCAUAAUUCUUAAAAUGCAUCACUACCUGGAAAAAUGCAUAAGCAAGGAAGACAUUGUUGCAUCCAUUGGAUUACAUUUCCCAUCA
Molecule: messenger RNA, 1133 nt
Organism: Eucalyptus grandis
Lineage: Eukaryota; Viridiplantae; Streptophyta; Magnoliopsida; Myrtales; Myrtaceae
Product: NAD(P)H-quinone oxidoreductase subunit N, chloroplastic
Exons: 4
Coding region: 110-793 (227 amino acids)
Cellular component (GO): membrane
Molecular function (GO): oxidoreductase activity, acting on NAD(P)H, quinone or similar compound as acceptor
Source: RefSeq, a predicted model, not a curated record